CUGGGGGCCGGGGGCCGGGGGCCAAUAUUCCUCCACGGACCACGGCCAAGCGGCAGCAGCUGCAGCUCUGAGCCCCGGGCCCUGCCCCUGCCCCUGCCGCUUCCUCCCCUGUACGGUCCCCUCCUCUUUCACCUCCGACUGCGCCCACGCGCGGCCCCGGGCGCGGACGACAGGUGUCCGGCAUGCUGCCGCCACGUCCACCCCGACCGACGCCCCUUCCCUCCUCCCGCCCCUUCCACUUCCUCGUUGUCGUCUCCGUCCUCUGUUUCGCAGCCAUCCUGACGCCAGCCCCCGCCGCUGUAGCAGCAGCAGCAUCAGGGGACGCGGACGGAGGAGGAGGAGAAGGCGGCGUCAUCAGGAUCAGGACUGCCGCUGUCGCCAGGUCCGCCAUGGCAUGGCCAUCAAAAUGUAAAUGGUUGCCCUUACAGAACAGUGGGAGGUGUCUUUCGUAUACUCAUGUUUGCAAAUACCACAAGAUUUGGAAGGACACGAAGCCAUUUAUUUCUGCAAAAGAUGCCCUGAAGAAAGAACCAAUUAGCGAUGUGAUUGCUUUAAAGGAUUCCAUGAAGUACUUUGAUGCUGAGUUCUUCAAUGAUUCAAAACUACGUGAGAUGGAAGAUGGUGCAAAGGAAUUCAAUGUACCCGCAUUCAGAGAAAAUCGGAAAUUGGUUGCGACGGAGAAUGGUGGGUUGCACAACCCUUCUGUUUUACUCUUCAAAUCAUCAUGGAGUAGUGGCAGUAUGACAAGUGAGACUAGAAGUUUCGAGUACCCUCGUGCGUCUUCUGUACAUCGUCCAACUAAUGAUGAAGAUAUUGCAUUUAUGUCGGUAAUCGAGCUUGGAGAGCUUAUUAGGACAAAGCAAAUAACAUCACGUGAACUUACAGAUAUAUUUCUGAGGAGAUUAAAGAGGUACAAUCCUGUUCUAGAAGCUGUUAUUACAUAUACUGAAGAUUUAGCAUACAAACAAGCCAAGGAGGCAGAUGACUUGCUGGCACAAGGAAAAUAUCUUGGUCCUUUGCAUGGCAUUCCAUAUGGCCUCAAAGAUAUAAUUGCGGUACCACACUAUAAGACCACUUGGGGCUCAAGGACGUUUAAAAACCAAGUCCUUGAUAGUGAAGCUUAUGUGUACAGAAGAUUGAAGUCCGCUGGAGCAGUCCUGGUAGCAAAGCUUGUCACGGGCUCACUUGCCUAUGAUGACAUAUGGUUUGGGGGAAGGACACGAAACCCCUGGAACAUCGAGGAAUUCUCUACUGGCUCAUCGGCAGGUCCAGCGGCUAGCACCUCUGCAGGAAUGGUUCCAUUUGCAAUUGGUUCAGAAACUGCAGGAUCCAUAGCAUACCCAGCCGCUAGAUGUGGAGUAACUGCAUUGCGCCCAACAUUUGGAACAGUUGCACGAACCGAUGUCAUGAGCAUUUCUGAGAGUUUGGAUAAGCUUGGUCCUUUCUGUAGAAGCGCAGUAGAUUGUGCUGUUGUAUUAGACACAAUUCGCGGAACGGAUGCCGGUGAUCCAUCAUCGCGUGAGGUUGCUUUGGGUGAUCCAUUUCAUGUUGACAUCACCAAACUCACUGUAGGCUACCUCGAUGACGCUGAGAUGGAGGUUGUCGAUGUUCUUUCCUCUAAAGGUGUCAAGCUGGUCCCCUUCAAGCUGAACUACACUGUGGAAUCAGUCCAGUCCAUCCUGAACAUAACGAUGGACACUGAUAUGCUUGCGCACUUCGAUAACUGGCAGCGGGAAGGACAUGAUGAUGACUAUGAGGCGCAAGACCAGUGGCCGGUAGAGCUUCGUCGUGCACGGUUAAUCCCAGCGGUAGAUUAUAUACAGGCGCAGCGAGCACGGGGCAAGUUGAUCAGAGAAAUCAAAGAUAGCUUCACUGUUGAUGCGUUUGUUGGCAACGUGACUGACUGGGAGCGUGUCUGUCUCGGGAACCUUGUUGGGAUGCCUGUGGUCGUGGUGCCGACAGGCUUGAAGAGCAUCGAGAACCCGCCUAAAGGCGGUACGAAGAGAAGAACAACAGUGACGACAGGCAUCUACGCUCCUCCUGACCACGACCAUAUUGCUCUGGCGCUGGCAAUGGCGUACCAGUCCGUCACUGAUCACAACAAACAGCGGCCGCCGAUCGAUGAUCUGGGGCCGAAUGAUGUCAUACAAAGAUAGUUCAACCUGCUCAUGGACCGCGAUGAUCCGGUGAUGGUAGCACGAGGGUCGUUAUGGUUAUGGAAGCUGAAGUUGAAGACGAUCAGUGAGCCAGAAUGGCUGGCCACCUGGCAGAAGACAUCAGCUGUGGAAGUAUCAAGUACCAAUCCACAUAUGGGCUUCUUCAUCAGCUCAAAUAACUCAGCACUUUUUUUUUCUGAAGCAGGCAGCAUUGUAUCACCUUAACAUACGUUACAAAGGAGGUUCUGGAUUUCAUCUGGGGCCUCAUCAGACCAAACCGAGCCAAAGAACUGAUCAGCUAGCCUAGUCAUUACAUGAGCUGCAACUUCUCUGGGAGGGUAUUUGGUUUCUAUGGACUAGUCCAUCUAUUUUAUUCUAAAAAUUUUUAUUCUAUUUUAGUUAAUAAAUUGUAAAA
Messenger RNA from Zea mays, 2571 nucleotides. RefSeq lists its product as uncharacterized. Bases 183 to 2156 code for a protein of 657 amino acids. The transcript has 13 exons. The record is from RefSeq and is a predicted model, not a curated record. NCBI's taxonomy places the organism in Eukaryota, Viridiplantae, Streptophyta, Magnoliopsida, Poales, Poaceae. Gene Ontology annotation, molecular function: glutaminyl-tRNA synthase (glutamine-hydrolyzing) activity.